Messenger RNA from Drosophila nasuta, 9541 nucleotides. RefSeq names its product UNC-79 domain-containing protein (gene unc79). The record is from RefSeq and is a predicted model, not a curated record. Lineage: Eukaryota; Metazoa; Arthropoda; Insecta; Diptera; Drosophilidae. Gene Ontology annotation, molecular function: protein binding.
UCCGGGGCACAGUUUAGUUAUAGAGAUUUUUCUUUGUGGUCAAGGUGCGCAGUAAAAAUUGUAAAAAAAUUGCAAAUUUAUUGAAAAAACUAACAAAUUUCGAGAAUGCGAAGUCCCUCGGCAGCAGUUUCGGCAAUGCGAAGGAUUUGUCUGAUAUAAUGACUGGCAGCUUUAAGGUGCAACUCAUCAACAUGGGCACUCGCGCUGCCGCCUUUCAGGCAAAACUGAGAGCCCUUCAUGAAUACCAUGUACGCUUAUUGCACAACGUCUUACCUGCGCCCUCUGGCGUCGAUAUUGCUAACAAUAUCAAAUACUUUUCUCAAACUCUAUUAACUGUCCUUAAAGAUGUGCGCACCUCUCCGCACGAACUUAUACGCGAUCCUCUCGAAGACCCAACUCGCAUGUCUGCCUAUCCAAAUCUCGAAUAUGGCAAUCUCUAUAAUGCACUUACUAUGCUCAUUGAUGUGGCACCUUGCAUCCAGUAUGGACAAAUCGUCUUCGGCAAAGCUCUACUACAAUGUCUUAGUUGCAUUCUACCCUUUCUUGACAAGGAUCUUAUUGAUAAUCUACCCUAUCUAGUCAGCUCUACUAUAUCUGUACUACCGCCAGCCUUGCAUCAGGACAUUGUCAAUGCGCUGUGCUACUAUAUCUUACCCUUUACUAUAACACGUCGCAGCGCCGAUGAGCAGGAAUGCCAAGCUUGCCAGUCAGUCUCUUCAGUCAUCAUGAUGGUCCUGCAGUACUCUAAAAAUCCAGCCCAUCACUGUCAGCUUUUAGAGUGUCUGAUGACGUUGAAGCACAACGUGGUCAAGGACAUUCUCUGUGUGGUCGCCUAUGGCACAGCUGUCUCUCGCACCUCGGCUGCCAAGCUGCUCUUCUACUAUUGGCCCGCCUUCGAUGCCAAUCUCUUUGAUCGCAAGGUGCUGCUCUCAAAGCUAACGAACGACCUGGUGCCCUUCACCUGUCAACGUGAGCAUUGCCCCAAUGCCGGCAAUGCUGAGGCAGCCAAAGUGUGCUACGAUCAUAGCAUCAGCAUCACCUACGCCCCCGACUGUCCUCCCCCACUGUAUCUGUGCAUCGAGUGCGCUAAUGAGAUACAUCGCGAGCAUGCGAAUCUCGAGUUCGGCGACAUUCUUCAUCCCAUGCAGCAGGUGUCGAUGGUGUGCGAGAACAAAAACUGUCGCUCGAAUGAGAAGUCCGCCUUCUCAAUUUGUUUCUCCACCGAAUGCGCCAGCUACAAUGGCAAUCAUCCCAUACGCUAUUGUGGCCAGUGUCACAGCAAUCGUCACAACUCUCGACGUGGUGGGGAUCAUGUGGUGCAUCGCAGUUUGCAGCCAGCCUGGCAAAUGGAUCCAGAGAUGCAGAUGCACAUGGUCGAGUCUGUGGUCAGUUUGCUGCGCGAGGCGAAGCCGCUCAACUUUGAGCCCGGCAAGGAGUCCUCCUCGGAUGCCAAGAAGAAUGGCCACGCCCUCACACCCGACAACAUUUCUCUCGAGGAGCGACAGAUGCUGGGCCGCUAUGGCAUUUGGCUGCUCGUCGGUCGCUGCACUCCAACUGCGGACACACCUGUCGAGGUGCUGGGAAGAAUUCUGAGCAUGCUCUUUCAUUGGUUCCAUGUCACAGCCUACUCUUACGAUGCUGCUGGUCAGAUUGAAAGCACCAUAGAGAAGCUAAAGGUGGAUCAUGUGUGCAACUGGCUAAAGGAGAUCUGUCGUAUUCACUACAACGUCUUUAUCUCCUGCUUGCUGCCCCAUCCUCCGGAAUACGCUCGCGUUGGUGGCCACUGGGAGACACUUGCCUCCCGCACCAGCCACCUCAAGGAGGGACUGCAGCGUCUGAUCUGCCUGGUACCCUAUGAAGUGAUCACCUCGGAAAUCUGGGACUAUGUGAUGCCACAUUGGAUGGAGGCCAUAACGAAUGAUGUGGCCGAAAAGGAGCUGAAUGAACUAAAGAUUGUGCUGAGCAAAAUACUCGAUCCCGAAAUGUCGCCUCUGGGUUUCGAUGCCAAAACCAUGUACAAUUUUGUGGCCAUUCGCUUCGAGAAGACAACGGCCAAGGUACAACAGCAGGCGCUGCACUGGCUGCAGAUACUCACUAAGCUGGAGAUACUAAUUCCGCUGGUCCAACUCUUUGCCAUGUUUGGCGACGGAGUGCGCAUCAUGAAGUACGGCAUACAGCAUGAAUUGAUGCGCGAGAAGGAGAAGGAUCCGCAGGUGCAGCAGCAGCAGGCCAAGGCACCCAAGACGCCGUGCAAGGAGAGCAAGGCGGAGAUGGCCAAUCCACCCAGACGCAGCUCCAUUUCACCUGUUGUCGAAGAUGACUCUGGAAAUACUUCAGCUAUUUCAGAUGAUGAGGCACCUACAAAUCGUCACACGGAAUUCUCCACUGAUGCCGAGCAUAAUCUAACCUGUUGCAUUCUCAUGCUGGAUAUUCUACUCAAGCAAAUGGAACUCCAGGAUGUAGAGCAGCACAUGGGCAUUCACACAAGUGUCUGCGAGAAUGUCUCUCGUCUCAUCAAAUGCAUGGUAACUGCUGCUCGUGUUGGUCUCAGCAGCCAUGUCUGUGCUCUCAAGGUGGCAGAGUGUGCAUAUUGCGAGGCAUCCACGAUGUGGCAUCAACUGUCCACCAAGCUGGUUGAGUUCAUGGCUCCCCUGAAUCCUGUUAGGCCACCAGAUGUGCCUAUUGAGGACAUCAUCGAGGAGGAGAAAUCGUCACGCAAGUCGCCGCCGGAAUCGGAUAAGGAGAAGACCCGAGAACGCGAUGUUUCCCUGUCCAUGGCACCUUUGCCCAUUCCCUUGGGUCCACUUGGAGGCUUUGCAGAUAUCUUUAAGCUAGAUCAAUUCUUUUCAGACGAUGGAAAAAUUAUUAUAAUGGCAGGUCCUGUCCCUGUGGCCGUACCGCAACCUGAACCGCACUCCGUGGGCGGAGUGCUCGUCCAUAUGCCCCACGUCUGUUCCAAUAACGAAAAUGGGCAUUCAGUUGAUAAUAAUGAAUUGAGAAAAGUUCACGCCACAGACGAGAUCAUGACGGCAACGGUUGAAACAGUUUCAGAGCAACUCGAUCUGGCCUCCAUAUUGCCCACAGAUCGUGCCAUCGCUCGUUCCAUCACGCUCUCCGAUGCAGAUGUUGGCAGUGCCAAUGUCAGCGUAACCAAGGCCUCGGUGAUGGGCGAAAAUGGCGCCAAUGGUAGCAAUGGCGGGGAGAAUGGCAGCGGAUCGGAUGAAGACGAGGAGGAGGAGGAUAGUGAUGAUUUCUGGCAUACUUCGGUGGGCAAGUUCAAAUUUACGCUCGAUCAGUUGCCACAACCACUGCAGUACAUUCACCAACUGCUAACGGAAAUACCAACUAUCAAGAAACCGGAGAUACUCUACUAUGUGUUGCAGUGCCUGAAGACGAUGGCGCUGCAUGGCGAUGCUUUGGCAAAGGCGGCGAGGGAACAAAGGGGCUUCUUCAUCUGGUGCCAGGAGAAUUUGUUGAUCAAAAAUUUGUGGGAGCUGUGCAAUGCGGAGCACUCGCACAUUUGUCAGGUGUGCGUGCCUCUGCUGCUGCACUGCAUCACGCUGCCGCUGGGCUCGGAUGUGUUCUGGCGCGUGGUGCAGGAGGCCUUCCACGAUGUGGAUUGGCGGGUACGCUUCACGGCAGUGGAACGAGUAACCGUGAUUACACGUUUUAUGGAUUCGACACCGCUGCGCUCUGAGGUGGGACUGCAAACGGCAUUGGCGACCGCCUUCUGUCAUCUGAUUGCCAGCAUGGAUGACAUCAAUGUGUAUGUGGCGCAGCGGGCGACUCUCUAUAUCGGAACCAUACAUGAUACGGCAAUACGGUCACUGCUCUUCUGCUUGGAAUCGCAAUUCGAUCUCUUCAUUGUCGAUCGACCCGUGGUCCUGCAAUCUGUCUAUCAGCUGCACAACUCUCUCUCCGAUCGCAAAAUGCUCGGCUGGGAGUUCUUCCUGAAUCGCUUCGAUACGCUCUUCGUCGAGGCACAAAUCAAUCUAGAGAAAUGUGGCGAUAUUUCAUAUUUGCGCGAUCUCCGCAACUCCGACAAUGGCAGCGAAGCGCUCUCGGCCAAAAUAUUGAAAGCACGCGAGGCGCUCAGUCAGUCGGACACCAGCGGUAGCAUGGCCAAAACAUUGAGCGCCUCCUUUGGCACUAAGUGGCCCUAUAAACGGACCAUGUCCGCGCCAGCCAGCAUGGCUCCACGCCAGGAUUCCAAGUUCGCCGUGCCGGAGAAAGAGAAGAUCUACAGUCGCCAAGUGUCGGCACCCAUAUUGAAGCGGAAGACCUCGCGCUUUGGAUUGGGUCAGUUCCUAGGGAGUAGUAGUGGCAAUCAAAAUGCCAGCACAGCUAGUCAUAGUGUCGCCACAACUAGUAAUCCAUUGCAUACACGCUCGAAAGCCGCCCUGCCACCGCCCCCUUGUCCCAUACACCAUGCCCCGCCACACAACACUGCGUUUACCUAUCACCACCAUCCACAUCCACAUCAUCAUCCGCAUUCACAUCCACAUCCACAUCCGUAUACACACGCGACACACCAUCCCCACACACACACUUACACUCACACACAUCCGCAUUCACACACAGCUGGUAGUAGUGCACAAGUAGCGACGUUUGCCUCGGCUCAUAGUCAAAGUCACCAGUAUUUAGUGCAUUGCGUACCGCCUAGUCAUCACAGUCCAAUGCCCACGCUGCAGGAGGCUGAGACCUUGCUGCGCUCCCAGGCUGCCCAGCAGCCCUUUCAGCCCUCGACUAACGCCACAACUUCCACAACGAUCACUUCGAGUUCCAUGCAACCAGCAACAGUCGCAACAGCAGUAGCAGCAACAACCACAGCGACAGUGACUACCAAUGCAACUAGUACAACAAGUGCUGCUGGCAUGCCAACAACAGCAUCCUCGACAUCGGGCCACACCUUUGCCACCUCCCUACAUUCCCAUUUCCAAAAGCAUCCCUCGGCACCAAAUCUGUUGCCGCCACAGCCAAUGGUGACUGCACCCAGUCCCAGUCCCUCGGCACUGGCCUUUCCCAUGCAUUGCACUUGUGAUGUCGCUCCGCAUUCGGGUGCCAAUGCCGCCGCCGCCGCUGGCACCACGGGCAGCACCACGGCCAAUCCAGAUGGACACAUCCAUUCGCUGGGCGGACUUAACGAUGAUAAUCUUAUCGGACUACUAAGUCGCAUUACAGAACUGGAGGAAUCGGAUCGAGAGACAAUUCAUUUGCUAGUCUUUAUGCUCAUGCAGUUCAUGUCACGCACAGAUCAGGCAUUCCCAUCGGAGGAUAAACCCGUGACCAGGACCCAGAAUAUCGUGUUGAAGCAUUUGUUCUUGCUCUUGGGACACAAUCAGAUCGACAAGACCUUCCACACCACCCCCGAUUCCUUGCGUGUUUCCGCCGUCUUCAAUGCUUUCUUGGCCAAUCUGCCACAAGUGCUGGAUCAGAAUCAUUUGAUUGGAGGUCUCAUCUUGCCCUCGGUCAUGCAGAUUAUUCUGUAUGCUCCCAAUCCCACCCACACCUCGGGUGAAUCCUAUCAGAAUAUUGUCUUCAACUAUUCUCUGUGGCAUCUGGAGCAGUAUCCACGGCGCAAUUGGCUCUUUACGCUGCUCGUUGUACUCUACAAGUAUUCCUACACCCAGCCACCGUUGAGCGGUUAUGUCAUCUCGGCCAUACGCAUGAUUAUGAACAGUUUGCGUGGACAUUUCCAUCAGUGUCGACGCAUUCCCACAACUACCAUACUGGACAUUCAGGGUGUGGGUGGUGCAGCUAGGUCACGCGAUGUCAGCCAACCUUCGCUGGGCACAGAUCCCGAUGAUAAGGAGGCCAGCCCACCGGCCAGUCCCAUGUUUCCAUCCGAAGGCACCAGCGCUGCCUCCAAGAGCAAGGGUCAAAACGUGGCCUUCACACCAAAGCUGCAGCACGCGUUCCGCAAAUACAACGAUUCCAGUUUGGAUGCCGAUGAAACCGAGUCCGAAUUGGUGGCCAUACCCGAGAGCGAUCUCUCGGACAGCACUCUUCACGGCAGCAGUGCUCCGGGCUCCUUCGAUGACACCAUUCAUUUUGAGGACAUUCUGCCCACUGCUAAGAUGGAACUCCGAAAUCGUCGCACCGUGGAAUACACCGAGGAGAAGUCCAGCAAAUCGCUAAAGUCAAUGAUCACUACCAAAACCGGAGAUACGUAUACGACCAAGAUCAAGGGCAGCACCAGCGAAUCCGUGAGCACCACCGUGGUAACAACUCACACUCGUCACAGUCUGCAAGAAGGUGUUCGCAUGAUUGUCACUCCGCUGGUCGGACCGGAGACUACAGAGACAGCCAUCGUGAGUCCUCCAGUGGACGUUCAUCGUGCGGUGACCGUGCGCAACAAGUCGCUGGAGAAUGCCGCCGCCUCUACAUCGAAAAUGUUUGCAGCCAUUGCCACGAAUCAUCUCAAAGCGUUGGGUGCACUCCAGGAUAUGCCCGCAGCCACCACAGCUGCUGCUAGCGUGUCCAGCAAACCCGGCUCGAGCAGCGGCAGCGGCAGUCGCUCGACUAAUGGCGGCACAGCUGCUCCAGCGGUAACAACCAAACCCAUUGGACGCCACAAGACAAUUGUGGAGUGCAGCGCAGGCACAUCGAGCUCCUCGGCUGACGAAGCUCGUCGCGAGAAGAAAUCGCAAACCAAAUCGCUGCGACGCACAGAUAAAACUUAUGGCUCACCCGAUUCGCCGCUCUCCAAGAUGAGCGUCAUGCCCAAUCCUAGGGAUGAAGUCGAUGCUGGUCUGUUGCCGCCGCCCAAGAGCAUUGCUGCUCUCGAGAUACCAACGCCAGAGCGUCUGCUGCCCAUUGGUACACAGGACACAGUGGCCACAUUAGUGGAGCGUGUGCGCGAUGGACUUAAUCUACCGGACAUCAGUCACCUGAAGCAGGACAGUCUGGAUGUGUCGGAGAGCACCAAGGACGAUGUGACAGCCAGCAGUCGCAACAAUUCGCCACGUCGCCUGAUCAAGCAGGUUGCCCUAGAAUCGCCACCUAAUCCCAAUGCAGCUGCUGCAGCCGCUUCAACGGAUGCGCAGACGCAAGCGUCUUCGCUGGCACAAUCGCAAGCUCAGCCUGAUUUGCACACUUCCAUACUGAAGAAUGUCACCCAGGAUCUAAAGCAGACUUCAGGGGACCGUCCAACAAAUGCCGCAGGACCUUCAGCCACAUCGAACAGCAUUAAGCGUCCGCGCCAGAAACUUGCGCCCUUCAAUGUGGACACCAAUGCCAUACCAGAUAUACGCUCUCGAUAUGCUGGCUCAUGGCCACCGCCGCCUUUCCAGCCAGCUGAGGAGCACGACGAGGACGGCGAUGAGGCCACCGAUAUGCCCAAUGGUCACACCACACACGCAGCCAAUCAUGCACCACGUGGGAGCUCACGGCGAGUUGGCGACUAUACCAUCGUGGAACGCUGCUCGGAUUGUGGCGCAGUCAUAGAGGAAUACACGGAUGAAGAGAUUGGCAUCUUGAUUGUCAUUCUAGGCACCUUCAUACAUCGUGAACCCGCCAUGGCAGCUCCCUUUUUACCCGAGGUGCUCACCAUCUCAUCGCGCAUCUGCUUGAGCGGAACUCAUGCCUGGCAGGGUGAGAAUGGUCUACCACUGGCCAGCAGUGCUCAGGCUGUAGCUCUCCAAUUCAUACGCUGUGUACUGCAUCAGCUGGCGCCCAAUGGCAUCUUCUUGCAGGUUUUCCAAACCCAAAUGAAAAUCAAGAUACGCCACAAUCACUUCCGCAGCAUUGCCAAAGCGCUGCAGGACUUCCAGGAUCUAAAUGCCACCAGUCCCAUCUAUAUGGUCUGCGAAUCGUUGACCUCCAAGAAGGCUUUGCCCAUCGAUCAGCUGCCCGUCAUCUUCCGCAACAUGGCCGAGUAUCUGCAAUGCGUGCCCGCCGAGGCGGGAGUUGGACUCGCGGUCUGGUCACAAGCAAUGCAGGCCAUGGAAUCGCUACUGCGCCAGGUCAUCGUGAUCAUGCCCAGCCUAAGCAAUGCCGAGUAUAUGCUCGAUCUCAUUGCGGCCACAUUACGCUUGAAUUGCGUGCCUAAAACACUGCUGGAUCCCUACUCCAAGAUUAUGGCUUAUUGUGUGCAGCACACGAAUCUCGAGUAUCAAACCCUCUAUGAUUUGUGCACGUUAAAUACACGCUCCUUUAACAAGGAUCGCGACAAGAAUUUGCUAUGCCGUCAGAUGAUCUUUGAGUUUGUGCAGGCUUUGAAAUUUAAGUCCAAUAUACCCGAUCAUAAUCUGCUCAUGAUCAUUGGCUUUGUGCUGCUCGAUGCAGGCGGUACUCUUCCACCUGGAGCUCUGCCUGGCCUACCAGAUGCAGCGCCCGUGCUGACCACCAAUGCAGCGGAUUGCUUGCGUACAUAUAUCAACGAUGUCAUUGAUUUUCUUGCCGAUUUCCAUACGCUGAGCAAAAUCAAGAAUUUCAAGAACGGACAGUCGAGCAAUGGCCUGGGCGAAGACACCUUGGGUGGCGUGCUAAAAGGCGCUGUGGCGCAGUAUCUGGCUUUGGAAAUGUCGCGUGGCAACUCGCGGGACAACAAAGCUGUCGCUCGCUAUCUUCCCUGGCUCAACAAUGCGCCCUCCUCGCUGCAACAGGGUCCCAAGGAAUUCACCGAGUGCGUGGGUCACAUGCGUCUGCUUUCCUGGCUGCUACUUGGCUCCCUCACCCACAUGGCAUUGAUGCAGCGUCGCCAGGAGACACAAACGUUGCCACCUCCAGUGCCACCAAAUGUGGCACCUGGUCAAGGACAACCACCGGCUGCAACUGUGCAUUACCAGCAUCAGGGCGUCACUUAUUCCCAGCCUGUGCCGCAGGAAGCUUCUUGUCACAUUGCCGAUCACAUUCAGGUCAUAUUCGCUGGCUUUGCCGAGCAAUCCAAGACAUCUGUGCUGCACAUGUCGUCGUUAUUCCAUGCCUUCACACUGUGCCAACUGUGGACCGUCUAUCUAGAGCAGAUGGCGCACAACACCAACAGCAAUGCCGAGGGCAGCACGUUGGGUGUGCUCUUUGAGUUCUGGACCAAAGUGACACCUUGUAUACUCCAGUUGGUCUCACAUGCUAAACCGGCAAACAAGGAUAUGCAUGUCCAGUCCAGUGUUGAUUUCCAAACGCAAAGUGCCAAUUCAAAGCUGUCCGAGAUGGUUAAUUUGCAUUUCCUCAGCCUGCUCGAAGCGCUGAAGGAGACCAACUCCACGGUGCUAGGCAAAUUAUUGCCCAUGUGGAGCACUGUGCUCUCGUCGCAGACACAGCUCUCGGAUACGUUACAUGUUCGGCUGCAGAAUGUGCGCGACUAUGCGCCGGAUUAUGAGGAGUUGCAGACUAACAAAUCGGAGGCGCUGCUUAAGUGGUUGCAGCGUCUGCAAUUCAAGAUGGGACAAAUCGAGUUGCAAGCCUCAACAGCCACACAGUUUUACUCCAUUUAAAUUAAAGCUUAGCAGCGUAUUUGCCUUAGAGCCAAAACCACAUAGAAUCUACAUGUUAUCGAUGUUGUAAUCUGCGUUAUGAAAAUAUAGACAAUUUAAAAUAUUAA